AUGAAAAAUGUCACGAACGCCGCUGGUGGUUUGAAUGAAGACUAUGCAGUAGGAGACCUCGUGGUCUUGAACGACCAUAUCAACCUUGCUGGCCUUGCUGGCAUACACCCGCUGCGUGGGCCAAACGCGGACGACUUUGGAGUUCGUUUUCCGGCUUUAUCGGAUGCUUAUGACCUUGAUCUGAGAAGACGCGCACACCAUUUGUGGAAGGAACUGAAUCGCGACGCAGGGAGCACUAGGCGCCUACAGGAGGGUACCUAUGCUUUCGUCGGAGGUCCCAGUUAUGAGACAAGAUCUGAAUGCCGCAUGUUGCGUAGCUUGGGCGCCGAUGUAGUCGGGAUGUCGACCGUUCCAGAGGUCAUUGUUGCACGGCACUGCGAUAUGAGAGUACUAGCAAUCAGUCUUGUAACCAACAAGGCAUUGCUCGAAGCCGGACCACGAGGGGAUAAUGUUCACAUCCAGGGCUCUAGUCGUCAAUACUUGAGAGAAGCCAUAGAGAAGGGUAAAGCAAAUCAUGAUGAGGUGCUAGAUGCCGGUGAGAAAGCAGCAAGAGAAGUUCAGCAACUGCGCUUUGACUUGAAGGUCUUUGCCUUGAUCAGGGUGCUAGAUCGCCCAGAAGCACCCGUUCACCCAUCAGCUGAAAUUUUCUCAAUGUGA
Messenger RNA from Letharia columbiana, 657 nucleotides. RefSeq lists its product as uncharacterized. The coding region runs from base 1 to 657 and encodes 218 amino acids. The record is from RefSeq and is a predicted model, not a curated record. Lineage: Eukaryota; Fungi; Ascomycota; Lecanoromycetes; Lecanorales; Parmeliaceae. The transcript has 6 exons. Gene Ontology annotation, molecular function: purine-nucleoside phosphorylase activity. Gene Ontology annotation, biological process: nucleoside metabolic process. Gene Ontology annotation, cellular component: cytoplasm.